AUGACCAACUCGGGGAAGCACCGCUUUCGCGUCGUCACCAACAUUGCGCCGCCCUUUGUGAUUGAGUCCACGAAGCUGGACAAUAACACCUGCCUUACGGGCGACUUCUGCCUUAAGAUCGACACGAACCGCCGCGACGAGCUGAUCGCCCUCUUCACCGACUUUCGCUCCAACCGCCGCCUGUACGAGGGCAAGCGGUACAUUGUGAAGUGCUGCGCCGGCAUCGCCAUUGACCUGCUCAACGCCGUGGCGCGUGACCUCCACUUCGACUACGACCUGUACAUGGUCGCCGACGGCCUCUUCGGGGUGAAGAAGGACGGCAAGUGGGACGGCAUAGUGGCCGACCUGGUCCACGACGUCGCCCACCUCAGCUUCACCGCCUUCAGCACCACCAGCUCCAGGGUUUGGGCAAUCGACUUUUCCGUGCCCUUCUUCUACUCGGGCGUCUCCUGUCUGUCGGCGACCUCCAACGAGACGGACGUCCCGCUGCUCGCCUUUCUCAUUCCCUUCAGCUACGAGCUGUGGGCGGCCAUCUUCGCCAGCCUCUUCGCCACCGCCGUCGCCGCCGCCAUCUACGAGUGGUUCAGCCCCUUCGGCCUCAAUCCCUGGGGCCGCCAACGGACGAAGAACUUCUCCCUUGCCUCGGCCCUCUGGGUGAUGUGCUCACUCCUCUUCAGUCACCUCGUUGCCUUCAAGGCGCCCAAGUCGUGGCCCAAUAAGGUCCUCAUCAACGUCUGGGGCGCCUUCAGCGUCAUCUUCCUCGCCACCUACACCGCCAACAUUGCCGCCCACUUUGCCGGCCUCUUUCUGGUGCCGGAAGUGAAUGACUUUCACGAUAAGAGUUUGAUGACCCAGCGUACUGGAACGGCUCGAAGCAGCGCCUCCGAGGGCUACCUAAUGGAGAAGUACGUCGAUCUGUGGCACUACAUUCAGCACUACAAGAUGGACACCUUCGACGAGGGUCUGGAGUUGCUCAGAGCCGGCAAGCUGGACGUGCUGAUCGGCGACACUGCCAUCCUCGACUACUACCGAGCGACUGACCCGGGCUGUCAGCUCCGUCUGCUGGGCGACUCCAUCUUUGAUGAUGCCUACGCCGUGGGCAUGCAGAAGGGCUUUCCAUUUCGGGACUCAAUCUCCAAUCUGAUACUAAAGUACAACGAGUACGGCUUCCUCGACCAGCUGCACCGGAAGUGGUACGGCCGCGUGCACUGCCUGGAGUCCUCCUCGCUGACGAAGCCGAUGCCGCUGACGGUCCGUGCCGAGGCGGGCGUCUUUCUCAUGCUCGCCUUUGGCAUCUGCGUCGGCAUCCUAAUUCUCUUUGCGGAGCACUUUGUCUUCAAGUACUGCCUGCCGGGGCUGCGGAGGAAGGGCAAGGACUCCUACUGGAAGACGCCCAAUCUGAUGUUCUUCUCGCAGAAACUGUACCGCUUCAUCAACACCGUCGAGCUGGUGUCGCCGCACCACUCCGCCAAGGAGAUCAUCACCAACUUGAAGGAGGGCCAGAUUGCCAGUCUCUUUCAGAAGAGCGUCAAGAGAAAAGCCAAAGAGGAGGCUCGUCGGCGGAAGAGCAAGUCGCAGUUCUUUGAGCUGAUGCAGGAGGCGAGAAAGAUUGUCCGCCAAAAGAAGGAGGGCAGCCAACAGCAGGAUGAUGACGACGAUGACAAUGACGACAAUUUAAAUGGCACCAUCGACGUGGACGUGCUGGACAUUGACGAGGAGGCAGCGCUGAACACUGACGCCAACAUUCGCGUCACCAGGCCGUCCUUUUCGAUGGCCUGCAGGGAGAACAACAGCCUGCUGGGCGUUGGGGACUCCGACUCGGAGCCGCUUCCG
This is a messenger RNA of Rhagoletis zephyria (snowberry fruit fly), 1833 nucleotides long. Lineage: Eukaryota; Metazoa; Arthropoda; Insecta; Diptera; Tephritidae. The record is from RefSeq and is a predicted model, not a curated record.